UUAGGUCAUGUAUAUUAUAGAUUUUCAAUACUGGCAAUGAAUAUCGAAACGCAGCCCAUAUCGUAUCUUGGACAUAUUUCUGAUUGGUUAAAGGAAAUGUUGAUACUAUGCAUCUUUAGAAAUGCUACACUUGGUUUUUUUUACAUCAUGGUUAACUAAAUUACAGUUAUAACUGUUCAGGUUUUUGCGUGCCGCAAUUUUUUCAACUGCUAUGUUUGAAAAUCAAUAGUUAAUCUGUAUGAUAAAAAAUUAUUUUUAAUUAAAAAAAAAUGUCUUUAGCUGACGAGCUUCUCGCUGAUCUUGAGGAAAAUGACGAUGCAGAAUCUGUUAUAGAAGAACUGGAACCGAAAUUUAUACCAACUUCAGUUUCUAAAGUUAUUGAAGAAGAGAUAAAGGUAUCAUCUGUUCGUGAGCUAGCUAAGUUACGAGAUUCAGAGCAUCUGCAGCAAGUUGUACUACAGAUUGAAAAGUAUAGUAAAGUACCUAGAAAAUCAGCUGAUAUUGUAGGACCUGUGGAAUCUGAUCCAGAAUACCAAUUAAUAGUUGAAGCUAAUAAUAUGGCAGUAAAAAUUGAUAAUGAAAUAGCUAUUAUACAUAGGUUUACAAGAGAUAAAUAUUCGAAAAGAUUUCCAGAAUUAGAAUCUUUAGUAGUAGGACCAUUAGAAUAUGUAAUGACUGUUAGAGAAUUAGGCAAUGACUUAGACAGAGCUAAAAAUAAUGAGAUUUUGCAACAGUUUCUUACUCAAGCUACAAUUAUGGUUGUUUCUGUGACAGCAUCGACCACUCAAGGGUACAAGUUCGAAUUUGAUUCGUCGCUGUACAAAACACAAGUAACGAAAUGCAGCAUAGCCGAUAAUUCAUUACUAGCAAUAAUUUUUUUAAAGCCGAUCCUUUCCAUUUAUUGUUUACUGAAUAAUUCAAAAUCGAAAAAUCAUUCAGAUCUUCAAAUCUUGAAAUCUUCAGUUGUGCCUCGGAGGAUCGAGAGUGAUGCCUAUCAAGAAGAUCUUGGCUAUUCGCGAGGAACAAUUGGUAAGGCUGGCACUGGUCGAAUCAGGUUACCACAGAUUGAUGAGAAGACGAAAGUUAGGAUAUCUAAGACACUUCAGAAGAAUUUGCAGAAACAACAGCAAUGGGGAGGGAGUACUACUGUUAAGAAACAAGUCUCUGGUACUGCUUCCAGUGUAGCUUUCACUCCUUUACAAGGCCUUGAAAUCGUCAAUCCACAAGCUGCAGAGAAAAAGGUGAAUGAGGCAAAUGCAAAAUAUUUUUCUAAUACAGCUGGUUUCCUAAAAGUAAAAAAGUCAUAAAUGUAUAUUA
Molecule: messenger RNA, 1317 nt
Organism: Pogonomyrmex barbatus (red harvester ant)
Lineage: Eukaryota; Metazoa; Arthropoda; Insecta; Hymenoptera; Formicidae
Gene: Prp31
Product: pre-mRNA processing factor 31
Biological process (GO): spliceosomal tri-snRNP complex assembly; mRNA splicing, via spliceosome
Cellular component (GO): precatalytic spliceosome; U4/U6 x U5 tri-snRNP complex; U4 snRNP
Source: RefSeq, a predicted model, not a curated record